Molecule: messenger RNA, 3129 nt
Organism: Saccoglossus kowalevskii
Lineage: Eukaryota; Metazoa; Hemichordata; Enteropneusta; Harrimaniidae
Product: testis-expressed sequence 11 protein-like
Source: RefSeq, a predicted model, not a curated record
AUGGAUGAGUUUGGUGGAAGUUGUUUGAGCAAGUUGUCUCAAGUGCAAGAGCUUAUCAGAGAACUUGAGAAGGAAACUGAAGCCACCAAGUGUGCUACUCUGGUAGAAAAGUUAUAUGCCAUUGUUGAUGGUCUACCUGAAUUAGAUAAGGACAAGAAAGAACAUGGAAAGUUAGAAAAAGAGGUACAGAGUUGUUCUGUGUCAUUAUGGAACAUUGCAGUCACCAGGAAAACUGGUGGCACAAUUAGCAAUUCACUCAAUGCUAAAUUGAGACAUGUUGCUAGUACGCUUUCAUUCGUUGCUAGUGCUGGUACAUCGGAAGAAUUUAUACUUAAACGACAAAUUAUGAUGGGUAUAAAAAGUGGUAGAGCAUGGCUUGAUUGCAGUAAUCCUACUAUGGCUGAGAACUCACUAGAACUGGCGUUACAGUGUUUGGAGAGACACCAAAAUCAAGUGAUUGAUGCAGUCAAUCAGGGGAAGCUUCCAAAUCCUGACAAAAGUAAACUGGAAUUGGAGAAAGACUUCUUUAGGAUAUAUGCAUUUAAAGCAGAAUGUGGUGUUGCUUUGAGUAAACAUGAUGAGGCAUUCCAAUUUAUUCAACGAGCCAAAGAAAUAUUGAAAAGACUUCCAAAAGAGGGUACAUUUCUGUGUUUCUUGUGUUAUAAUUUUGGAGUGGAUACAUUCCAUAUGCAGAAGUAUGAGGAGAGUAUAACAUGGCUACGAGAAAGUUUUGAACUUGGUAAAGGUGUACAAAGUGUAGGGCCAAAAAAUCAGGCAAAAACAUUGAGAGUAUUGGCAAAUUGUUAUCUGGAAUUGGAUGGUAAACAACACUGGCAGAAAGCUUUGAAUGCUGUGGGUCUAGCAAAUGCUGAGCAUUCUCAUCCUGCAGGACUGCAUUUAAAAGUCAAGAUACUUUUAUUGGGAGAUUCUCCUGAUACUAGAUUGCAGUCUGCAUUUGAUGAUGUCUUACGUCAUCCUGAUUUAAGUAUAGAUAUGGCAUUGGAAACUAUCAAACUAGUGACACAAUAUAACAAUGAGUAUUGUGAAAGUGAUCAGAUAGACAAAGCUAAGGAGUUCAUAGAAGAAUGCAUAAACACUGACUAUUGUGAAAGUGAUCAGAUAAACAAAGCUAGGAGGUUUAUAGAAGAAUGCAUAAACAGUGAGUAUUGUGAAAGUGAUCUGAUAGACAAAGCUAGGUUUAUAGAAGAAUACAUAGACAGUGAGUAUUGUGAAAGUGAUCAGAUAGACACAGCUAAGGAGUUCAUAGAAGAAUGCAUAAACAAACAUUUGAGUGGACAGCCAUUGCAGCAUGAUGCAUUGAAGAGAUUCCAGUUUAUUAUAUGGGAGCGAGCUUCACAAGCUUAUGAGAGCAAUAACUUUGAUGAAGCACUGAUAUGGUUUAAUUACUCCCUAAGUCUAUUCAAUAAGAAUGAUGAAAGUAGUUGGAAGAAUUUAUCCAAACUACAAAGAAAUAUAACAUCAUGUCAUAUUGGGUUGCAACAGUUUGACAAGGCAGCAGACACAGUGAAAGAAGCACAGCAGUAUGAUUCCCUCAGUCCUCAUACACACUACUUAAUUUACAAGAUAGCACUUUCACAGUGUGAUAACACUAAAGCUGUUGAUGCAUUGCAAAAAAUGUGUGCACUAGCAAACAACAAAGAUGAUGCAGAAAAGCAGGAAAAUAAACAGGAUGAUAUACAUGUGUUGAUAUGUCUAGCAGCUCAGUUAGCUUUUGAGAAGAGUAACCGAGAAGUAGCAGUGACUGCACUGGAGGGAUUAGUAGAAAAUGCAGAUAAUAUCCAACAAGUGUUGACAUCAUUGAGGUGUCUUAUACGAUUAAAAUUAACCAUCAACUCUGCAGAUGACCAGAAAAGAUCAGAGAACACUGAUAUUCUGAAGUAUGUCGAGACAGCUUACAGCAAACUUACUGAAAUGAAGGGCAAACAGGAGAGCUGUGAAAGUGUACAAAAGGAGGCUGCAUGGUUUAUGAAAAUAGCAUGGAACUUAGGAAUACAGAAUGAGAAUUCCAGUUACAAUAUGCAUCAGUUUUUCUACCACUGUUGUAAGUUUGGUAGAUUGUGUGCAGUUGAUAUGGGUAAUCUAAUUCGACAGAAGACGUGCAUGUUGAUGGCUGCUGCAUCUUGUCUUCAGAUGGCAAAGGACAUCUCAAAUGAACAAGAAAAGAAAACUGCUUUGCAUCAAGUAUUGAGUCAUGUUAAAGAGUGCAGAGAAAUACGUCAACAGAUUAAGGACAAUAAGAUAUCUGAUACAGAUACGCAAAAAGAUACUACAGUGGUGUUACUGGUCCUUUAUGAAUUUGAAGCCUAUGCUAGACUAGGACAGACUGAUGAACUGAGUAAAAUCCUAGAUAAAGCGUUAUCACUACCCUUUGCUGAACCUAAAACAUUUGAAACGAUGGCAGCUUUAUCAAUGGAAUCACCUUCCAAUUGUAAAGUAGUCAGUAUAAGAGCUUUAAAAGUAUCUGUUAAGAAAUACAUGCAGGCUGAGAACCCAGAUUACAUCAAAUGCAGCAAAGUGUUCCGUAGCUUAAUUCAGCUGUCAUUGAAAGACAAUAGUAGUACAGAUAUUGAUAGUAAGGAGGAAACAUGGCAGUAUUAUAUGGAAGUUGUCCAAAUUAUUGAAAACAAGGCAAAGGGUGAUUAUCCUGAAAUAGAAACUGUCUGGUUGAUGACAAAAGCCUGGAACUGUGGUAUAUAUCUGUACAGUGCUUCACAUUAUCAAGAGGCAGAAAGGUGGUGCAGUUUGGCAAUAAAUCUACUGAAACAUUUGUCUGAUUUGAAGUCCAACUAUGAACCACAGAUGACCAUUGUUUAUGCAGAGAUAUUGUCUAAAUUAGAUUCUACUUCAUUCCCAACAGCGGGAGACAAGUUUGAUCGCCUGCAGAAAAGGCCUUGGGGGUAUGACCGGCUAUUUGGUGGCUGGUUAACUGAUGCAGUGAAUGGUUUGGCGGUUGCUGAGGAUCAGCGUAUCGACUUGAAGAAAUCGUCCCUGCUGGUCAAGGUGGCUAGUCCUUCUGGUGAACAGUUCAAAUCAAAACCGCAAGGUGCCUCACCUUACCACGGUAAGUUCUCGCUCGGGACCACAACCGAAGGGGCAGACAAAGACUAG